CAUGGGCUAUAGGAGCUCUAUGCAUGGUGAGUGUGUGUCUGGUGUUGUCAUGCUGUUUGUGUGUCUGGAGGAAAUGUCUGAAGAAGAAAGACAAAGACACAGAGAAGGAGAAGAAGGGCAAGAACGGCUUGAACAUGGACACUGAGCUGGAGGGAGGCAACUCUGAGCCCUUGAAGGAUGAGGGUGACACAGAGACCGGAUUGACUGGCAGGGAGGAGGAGGAGCCUAAAGAGGAAGUGAAGUUGGGCAGACUGGAGUUCUCAAUGGACUACAACUUCACAGAGAACACGAUGGUAGUAGGUAUCCUGCAGGCCUGUGAUCUCCCUGCCAUGGACGUCGGGGGAAGUUCAGACCCGUAUGUUAAACUCUACCUUUUGCCAGACAAGAAGAGGAAGUUUGAGACUAAAGUCCACAGGAAGACACUCAACCCAACCUUCAAUGAGACUUUCACCUUCAAGGUACCGUACAGUGAACUGGGAGGCAGGACUCUGGUGAUGACAGUGUAUGACUUUGACCGUUUCUCUAAACACGACGCUAUUGGAGCGCUACGAGUACCAAUGAGCAGCCUGGACUUCAGUCAGAUGACACAGGAGUGGCGGGAACUGAAGAAGGCAGAGAAAGAGGAGUCAGAGCGUCUGGGUGAUAUCUGUCUUUCUCUGAGGUACGUUCCUACAGCAGGGAAACUAAGCAUUGUCGUCCUCGAGGCCAAAAACCUAAAGAAGAUGGACGUAGGAGGACUAUCAGAUCCCUAUGUAAAGAUCCACCUUCUGCAGAAUGGAAAGAGACUGAAGAAGAAGAAAACCAGCAUCAAGAAGAACACUCUCAACCCUUACUACAACGAGUCCUUCAGCUUCGAGGUGCCCUUCGAACAGAUACAGAAGGUGCAGGUAGCAGUGACAGUGUUGGACUAUGAUAAGAUUGGGAAGAAUGACGCUAUCGGGAAGGUUUUUCUAGGCGGAGCCAGCAGCGGCACAGAGCUCCGUCAUUGGUCAGACAUGCUGGCCAACCCCCGCCGGCCCAUUGCUCAAUGGCACGGCCUCAAAGCAGAGGAUGAAGUCAACGCUGAGCUGGCUGCCAGGAAGUGAUCCCUGUCACAUCCCUAGGCAACUCUCUUUAGAAGACUACUUUAUAUUGAUGCAUACUGACUUUGCCCUUCUACUCCUACCCACUUAUAAACUCCCAAACCCUGAUACCCAUCCACCAUUCAUGACCCCCCCCAAACCUCCUCUACUGUGAAAAGUAUUUAAGACACAUUACUAUCUGGGACCUUAGCAUGUAUAUAUCAUGAUA
Salvelinus sp. IW2-2015 is the source of this 1290-nucleotide messenger RNA. Its product is annotated as synaptotagmin-1. Lineage: Eukaryota; Metazoa; Chordata; Actinopteri; Salmoniformes; Salmonidae. The record is from RefSeq and is a predicted model, not a curated record. Gene Ontology annotation, biological process: regulation of dopamine secretion; regulation of calcium ion-dependent exocytosis; synaptic vesicle endocytosis. Gene Ontology annotation, molecular function: calcium ion binding; clathrin binding; phosphatidylserine binding. Gene Ontology annotation, cellular component: exocytic vesicle; synaptic vesicle membrane; axon.